Molecule: messenger RNA, 1715 nt
Organism: Bufo bufo (common toad)
Lineage: Eukaryota; Metazoa; Chordata; Amphibia; Anura; Bufonidae
Gene: CASP9
Product: caspase 9
Exons: 9
Coding region: 52-1242 (396 amino acids)
Biological process (GO): regulation of apoptotic process; proteolysis
Molecular function (GO): cysteine-type endopeptidase activity
Source: RefSeq, a predicted model, not a curated record
CGGCGCAGCGUGAUGACGUCGUGUUUACGGAAGUAGUUGUGUACUUGGAAGAUGGAGCAGAGACACCGGCAGAUCCUGCGGCAGAAUCGGGUGCGGCUGGUCACCUCCCUAGAGGUGAAGAGCCUCUGGGAUCCGCUGGUGGAGAAGGGGGUGUUCAGCAAUGACAUGAUCGAGGAGAUCCAGAUGGCGGGGACGCGGAGAGCUCAGGCUCGGAAAUUACUGAUCGACCUAGAAACCCGCGGCAGCGACGCCUUCCACCUGUUCCUUGUGUGUCUGCGGGACUCCGGGCAGCAGGACCUCGCCGACCUCCUACAGGAAACCGGGGGGUGGAGGGAGGUGAAAAAACCUGCUCCGCUCCCCCCAACACCCAUCCCCAUGAUUCCCCAGAGCAAGCGUCUUGUUGAUCAGACACCUAAACCCCUGGACAUGCAGACGGAUUAUCCCAUGAACUUUAACCCCUGCGGCGACUGCCUGAUCAUCAAUAACAUGGAGUUCUGCGAGUCGUCCGGCUUGACCUACAGAACCGGAUCGGACAUUGACCGCGAGAAGCUGGAGAGGCGGAUGCGCUCGUAUCACUUCCAAGUGACGGUGAAGAACAACCUGAAGGCAGCGGAGAUCCAUGAGGAGCUGCAGAACCUGGCCUCCAGAGAUCACUUUGAGCGUGACUGCUGCGUGGUGGUCAUCUUAUCCCAUGGCUGUGAGACCAGACACACACGGUUUCCUGGUGGGGUGUAUGCGGCAGACGGGGUGCGGAUCCCUGUAGAGCGGAUUGUGAAUUAUUUCAAUGGCUCCAAUUGCCCCGGUCUGCGAGGAAAGCCAAAGAUCUUCUUCAUCCAGGCUUGCGCAGGAGAGGAACAGGACAAAGGUUGUGCCGUGGACCUGGGGGAUUCAGGAGAUCAACCCUUUAAAUAUAGUACAGAUUCCUUACAAACCGAUGCAACCCCCGUACAUCCAGACCAGGAGGACUCUGAUGAGACGGAUGCCGUGGCCAGAUUGCCUACACCUGGUGAUAUCCUGGUGUCCUAUUCAACCUUUCCAGGUUUUGUAUCAUGGAGGGAGAAAUUAAAAGGUUCAUGGUACGUGGAGACUUUGGACGACGUCUUGGAUCAGUUUGCCAGGACCUUAGAUCUGCAGACAAUGCUGGUGAUGGUUGCAGACAGAGUCUCGGUUAAAGGAACCUACAAGCAGAUCCCGGGAUUUUUCAACUUUCUCCGGAAGAGAUUUUACUUCCAAACAGAUUGACGAUCGCCUCCUAGUGGUCAGUGCUGUGUUUGCAGGAAGAACAAGGAAUCAUCCAGUGUUUUCCAUCUCUUUCCCCAGGGAUUGGACUAUUUUGUUUUCCGCCUUAAUAAGGGGAUUAAAAUGAUCGGGGAUCUGCUGAUGUGGAUUUUUUAAAGGGAUUGUCCAGGAUUAGAAAAAUCUGGCUGCCUUCUUCCAAAAAAACAGCACCAAUCCUGUCCAUGGGUUGUGUCUGGUGCUGCAUCUCAGCGCCAUUGGAGUCAGUGGUGCAGAGCUGCAAUACUACACGCCACCCGUGGACAGGGGUGGUGCUAUUUUUGGUAGAAAGCAGCCUUUUAAGCGUCUUUCCCAGGUGUGAAGUGCUGUCACCGCCACCACUUUGCACAGGGGUAGUAUGAGGGCCAGUGACAUUAGGGCCCCUGCACCCCGCUGGCUGGUAUAGGUGCACGUUUUGUAUUUUUUUCAUGAAAAGUAAA